Molecule: messenger RNA, 1096 nt
Organism: Micropterus dolomieu (smallmouth bass)
Lineage: Eukaryota; Metazoa; Chordata; Actinopteri; Centrarchiformes; Centrarchidae
Gene: dhrs7cb
Product: dehydrogenase/reductase (SDR family) member 7Cb
Exons: 6
Coding region: 1-942 (313 amino acids)
Biological process (GO): regulation of release of sequestered calcium ion into cytosol by sarcoplasmic reticulum
Cellular component (GO): sarcoplasmic reticulum membrane
Molecular function (GO): all-trans-retinol dehydrogenase (NAD+) activity
Source: RefSeq, a predicted model, not a curated record
AUGGCUCUGCCCUCUGUGAUGGUGUUGCCCCUGCUGAUUGUGAUUGCGGCAGGGGUCUACUACAUCUACAAUGAGGUCAUGCAAUUCAUGUCCAAGUCCUUAGUGCGAAACAAAGUGGUGGUGAUCACUGAUGCUGUGUCCGGGGUGGGAAUUGAGUGCGCCCAUCUCUUCCAUAAGGGCGGUGCCAGACUGAUCCUGUGUGGGACUAGCUGGGAUAAGUUGGAAUCUCUGUAUGACUCUCUGACUAAUGACGCUGACCCAAGAGAGACAUUUGCCCCAAAGCUGGUGAUCCUGGACUUCAGCGAUAUGGACAGCAUGGAGGAUGUGGUGGCUGAGGUGGUGGAGUGUUACGGCUGUGUGGAUGUGUUGAUCUGUAACAGCAGCAUGAAGCUGAAGGCCCCGGUGCAGAGUGUCUCCCUGGAACUGGACAAAAACAUAAUGGACAUUAACUACUUUGGCCCCAGCACUCUGGCCAAAGGUGUUCUUCCAACCAUGAUCUCAAGAAGAUCGGGACACAUCGUGCUGGUCAACAGCAUCCAGGGAAGACUGGCUGUCCCAUUCAGAAGUUCUUAUGCUGCGUCUAAGCAUGCGGCGCAGGCCUUCUUCGACUGCCUGCGGGCUGAGGUGGAGGACUAUGGGAUAGUCGUCAGCACUAUCAGUCAUACCUUCAUCAACGCCUCCGACCCGCCGCCUGUCGAGGAGCCCGCCCCUAAACCAAACACUCUGGUUGCAUUUAUCGCCAGACAGCUGACCCAUGGUGUGCGCCCGUCAGUCCUGGCCAAUGAGAUUAUACAAACGGUGAACAGGAAGAGGAAGGAGGUUGUGCUGGCCCACCCCAUCCCCAGGGUGGCCCUCUACCUCCGCUCCCUCUUCCCCUCUUUCCUCUUUGCUGUGUUGGCCGCUGGAGUGAAGGACUCCGUCCUGGCUGAGCAGAUGCAGUAGGAGAAAGGCUGAAACACAGGAUGGAAUCGUUAUUUCACAGAGAUGUGCAAUUAAGCAUGGAUAGUUAGAAAAUGCUAGAUGUGUAAUAGUAUGUGCUUGACACAAGACUGGAUAAUUAACUGGGCAAAGUGGGCAAUCGCCCUGGGGUCCAAGG